Molecule: messenger RNA, 1605 nt
Organism: Kwoniella shivajii
Lineage: Eukaryota; Fungi; Basidiomycota; Tremellomycetes; Tremellales; Cryptococcaceae
Product: T-complex protein 1 subunit delta
Exons: 11
Coding region: 1-1605 (534 amino acids)
Biological process (GO): protein folding
Cellular component (GO): chaperonin-containing T-complex
Molecular function (GO): ATP hydrolysis activity; ATP binding; ATP-dependent protein folding chaperone
Source: RefSeq, a predicted model, not a curated record
AUGGCUGCUGCUGCUGCUGCUGCUGCUGCCCCAACGGGCAUGUCUGAUGGCUCUUUCACAGAUAAGGGAAAGCCUACCGAAGUCAGACUGUCAAACAUGAACGCUGCAAAGGCCGUUGCCGAUGCUGUUAGAACGAGUUUAGGACCUAAAGGAAUGGAUAAAAUGAUACAAACUUCAACUGGAGAAGUAGUCAUUACUAAUGAUGGAGCUACCAUCCUUAAACAUAUGGCAGUCUUACAUCCUGCCGCUAGAAUGCUGGUCGAACUGUCACAAGCACAAGAUAUCGAAGCUGGAGACGGAACAACCAGUGUUGUCGUACUUGCUGGAAGUUUAUUAAAUGCCGCUGAGAAACUGCUCAAUCAAGGUAUUCACCCUACUACCGUUGCUCAAUCAUUCCAGAAAGCGGCCACUAAGUCCGUUGAAUUCUUGAACGAUAUGAGUAUCCCUGUAGAUUUGAAUGAUAGAGAAAGUUUACUUAAAGCCGCUAGAACAAGUUUGAACUCGAAAAUCGUAUCUCAAUACUCCUCCACCUUAGCUCCUAUCGCUGUAUCAGCAGUAACACGACUCGUAUCAUCCGCUUCCCAUAACGUCGAUCUCCGAGAUAUCAGAAUAGUCAAGAAAGUCGGUGGUACUAUUGAUGAUACGGAAUUGAUCGAGGGAUUAGCGUUAAACCAAAUCGCUAUGAGUAAUGCAGGUGGUCCAACAAGGAUGGAAAAGGCUAAGAUUGGUUUGAUUCAAUUCCAAUUAUCAAGUCCCAAGCCUGAUAUGGACAACCAAAUCGUCGUGAAUGAUUAUCGACAAAUGGAUAAAAUCCUCAAAGAAGAAAGACAGUAUUUACUCAACUUGUGUAAAAGAAUCAAGAAAACAGGAUGUAAUGUCCUUUUAAUCCAAAAAUCAAUCCUCCGUGAUGCUGUCACAGAUCUAUCAUUACAUUUCCUAGCAAAACUCAAGAUAUUAGUGAUAAAAGAUAUUGAAAGGGAUGAAAUCGAUUUCAUUUCAAAAUCAACAGGUGCAAAACCAGUCGCUGAUAUCGAGGCUUUCACAGAAGAUAAAUUAGGUUAUGCUGAAUUAGUUGAAGAAACUUCUCAAGCAGGUGCUAAAGUAGUUAAAGUUACAGGUGUGAAGAAUCCAGGUAAAACUGUUAGUGUAGUUUGUACAGGUGCAAACGAAUUAGUUUUAGAAGAAAGUGAAAGAUCUUUACAUGAUGCUUUGUGUGUCGUAAGAUGUUUAGUCAAAAAGAGAGCUUUAAUCGCAGGAGGAGGUGCACCUGAAAUCAACGUUUCAAGAUUAUUGACAGAAUACGCCCAUACAUUAAAAGGAAAAGAAGCGUAUUGUUUCCAAUCUUUCGCUGAAGCUCUAGAAAUCAUUCCUACCACGUUGGCUGAAAAUGCGGGUUUGAAUCCUAUUGCUAUCGUGACUGAAUUAAGGAAUAAACAUGCUUUGGGAGAUAAGAAUGCCGGUAUCAACGUUAAGAAGGGAAUUAUUUCAAAUAUUCUUGAAGAAAAUGUAGUUCAACCUUUAUUAGUAUCAACUAGUGCAUUAGAGUUGGCAGCUGAGACAGUAGCGUUGAUUUUGAGAAUCGAUGAUAUCCAAUUUACACGAUAG